AUGGCAAUGGUAGUUAGCAGCUGGCGAGAUCCGCAGGAAGACGUGGCCGGGGGCACUCCGAGCGGCCCCAACCCCGCCGCGACGCAGCCGGCCCGGGAGCAGCAGCCCCAGCAGCAGGGGAGUUCGGCCACCCCACACACCCCGCAGACCCCCAGCCAGCCGGGACCCCCCUCCACGCCGGGAACGGCCGGAGACAAGGGAGCGGGCCAGCAGGGCUCGGGGCAGAGCCAGCAGCACAUCGAAUGUGUGGUGUGCGGAGACAAGUCCAGCGGCAAGCACUACGGCCAGUUCACCUGCGAGGGCUGCAAAAGUUUCUUCAAGAGGAGCGUCCGCAGGAACUUAACUUACACAUGCCGCGCCAACAGGAACUGUCCCAUCGACCAGCACCACCGCAACCAGUGCCAGUACUGCCGCCUCAAGAAGUGCCUCAAAGUGGGCAUGAGGCGGGAAGCGGUUCAGCGAGGAAGAAUGCCGCCCACCCAGCAACCCGGCCAGUACGCGCUGACCAACGGCGACCCCCUGAACGGGCACUGCUAUCUCUCGGGAUACAUCUCCCUCCUGCUGCGGGCCGAGCCCUACCCCACCUCCCGCUACGGCAGCCAGUGCAUGCAGCCCAACAACAUCAUGGGCAUCGAGAACAUCUGCGAGCUGGCCGCCCGUCUGCUCUUCAGCGCCGUCGAGUGGGCCCGCAAUAUUCCCUUCUUCCCCGACCUGCAGAUCACCGACCAGGUGGCCUUGCUGCGGCUCACCUGGAGCGAGCUCUUCGUCCUCAAUGCUGCCCAGUGCUCCAUGCCCCUCCAUGUGGCCCCGCUCCUGGCCGCCGCCGGCCUCCACGCCUCCCCCAUGUCGGCAGACCGCGUUGUCGCCUUCAUGGACCACAUCCGCAUCUUCCAGGAACAGGUGGAGAAGCUGAAGGCGCUGCACGUCGAUUCGGCUGAAUACAGCUGUCUGAAAGCCAUCGUCCUCUUCACCUCAGACGCCUGCGGCCUAUCGGAUGCUGCGCACAUCGAGAGCCUCCAGGAGAAAUCGCAGUGCGCGCUAGAGGAGUACGUGCGGAGCCAGUACCCCAACCAGCCGAGCCGCUUCGAGCUGCUGCUGCGGCUGCCCUCCCUGCGCACCGUCUCCUCCUCCGUCAUCGAGCAGCUCUUCUUCGUCCGCUUGGUAGGUAAAACCCCCAUCGAAACCCUCAUCAGGGAUAUGCUACUGUCGGGGAGCAGCUUCAACUGGCCUUACAUGUCCAUCCAGUGCUCCUAG
Agelaius phoeniceus (red-winged blackbird) is the source of this 1254-nucleotide messenger RNA. RefSeq names its product nuclear receptor subfamily 2 group F member 1 (gene NR2F1). Lineage: Eukaryota; Metazoa; Chordata; Aves; Passeriformes; Icteridae. Gene Ontology annotation, molecular function: DNA-binding transcription factor activity; sequence-specific DNA binding; zinc ion binding. Gene Ontology annotation, biological process: regulation of DNA-templated transcription. The record is from RefSeq and is a predicted model, not a curated record.